AUGUCGCCGCCAGCAGGGAAUAAGAACCAUGCCGAAUCAGGUUUGGCUAGAUUAUUGGGAUCAGGUACAUCAGGCGUCUUGGAGUUGUUAGUAUUCCAUCCGGUGGAUACUAUUGCAAAGCGAUUAAUGACUAAUCCGAAGAAGGUGUUUGUCCCUGGGGCGCCAAUAUCAAAGGGAAUUGCUAGUUUGAACGAUGCAAGCUCGUCAAGAGCCAUAUACAAAUACGCCUCCCUCUUUCCUGGCCUCGGAUUUGCAACCGGUUACAAGGUUCUCCAGCGCAUAUAUAAAUAUGGUGGGCAGCCAUACGUUAAGGAUUUUCUGAAUAAGCAUCACAAGGACGCGUUUUAUAAUACAUUUGGAGAAAAAAGCGGAAAGACAAUGAUUCAUGCUACUGCGGGGAGUUUAAUCGGAAUCGGUGAAGUAGCGUUACUACCACUUGAUGUUUUGAAAAUCAAAAAGCAGACAGCUCCAGAAACAUUAGCAGGGCGAGGGGGAAUACUCAAAAUCUUCUGGGAUGAAAAGCUUGGUCUGUAUAGAGGUGGCUUAUGGACUGUUGCUAGAAAUGCGCCUGGAAGCUUUGCACUGUUUGGCGGCUCAGCGGUGGUCAAAGAAUACGGUUUCGGCCUAAAAGACUAUUCGAAAGCCACUUUCUUCCAAAACUUUUGUGCAUCAAUUGGAGGGGCAAUCGCAUCUAUCACAGUGGCAUCACCACUUGAUGUCGUCAAGACAAGAAUCCAGAAUCGUCCAUUUGAUGCCCCAGAGAGUGGCGUCACUAUAGUAAGGAACAUGAUCAAACACGAAGGUCUAUCCGCUUUUGUAAAAGGAUUAACGCCUAAGAUAAUUGUUGUUGGGCCUAAACUAGUGUUUUCGUUUACAGUGGCACAGCAGCUAAUUCCAUUCCUUGACAAUUUCUUUGUCUCAAAAGGAAUCACGAAAGCAAAUCCAUUGUAA
Paraglomus brasilianum is the source of this 951-nucleotide messenger RNA. The record is from the annotation of a GenBank genome assembly. Lineage: Eukaryota; Fungi; Glomeromycota; Glomeromycetes; Paraglomerales; Paraglomeraceae.